Rhagoletis pomonella (apple maggot) is the source of this 2114-nucleotide messenger RNA. RefSeq names its product sialin-like. NCBI's taxonomy places the organism in Eukaryota, Metazoa, Arthropoda, Insecta, Diptera, Tephritidae. Gene Ontology annotation, molecular function: transmembrane transporter activity. Gene Ontology annotation, biological process: monoatomic anion transport; transmembrane transport. Gene Ontology annotation, cellular component: plasma membrane. Bases 339 to 1865 code for a protein of 508 amino acids. The record is from RefSeq and is a predicted model, not a curated record. The transcript has 7 exons.
CGCAGCAAACGUGUUUCGUUUUCAAGUAGCAGCGGUUUAGUCUGCAGAAACAACGAUCGCGACUGUUUGGGUUUUGAGUGCGCUUUGGUUUGGCUUCGGAUUGGCGGAAAAUUAACUGUUCGAUCGGACUCGCGUGUGCAUUUUUUCUUUUACAAAUAAUUUAUAACGUGUUUUACACAAAGGAAAAAUAUAUGUACCUACACAAAAAAGGAAAUGCGAUUCAUACGCUCAACGAACAAUAAGUAGAGAUACAUUUUUCACAGCCAACGAAGCGACAUACCGAAACUUUAGCUCGAAUCGAUAUAAUCACCUGAACUAGUAGACACCGCCGAGCCACAAUGGACGACGGUGCAAAAAGUGAAAAAUUUAAUGGACACAAGAUGGAGAUAGCGCACCAUGAUCCCAAUGAAAUUGUCGAAGCAGAGCCACUCUCUUGGAAAUUUUGGAAGAAACGUCGCUAUGUUGUCGUACUGCUAGCAUUCCUUGGAUUCUUUAACGUUUACUCGUUGCGCGUCAACCUCAGUGUAGCCAUUGUUGCUAUGACAGAGAAUCGCACUGUCAUCGAUGAUGCUGGUAAUGUCUCAUAUGAACAAGACUUUCCAUGGGACUCGAAGCAAAAAGGUCUCAUUUUGAGCUCGUUCUUCUAUGGUUACAUAACGACACAGUUUAUUGGCGGUUUUAUUGGCGCUAAAAUUGGUGGUAACAUUGUUUUCGGCUUGGGCAUCGGCACAACUGCUCUUCUAACUCUACUUACACCGCUGGCGGCUAAACACAGUCUUGAAAUGUUCCUCGCUGUGCGCAUCAUAGAAGGUGUUUUUGAGGGUGUCACAUUCCCCUGCAUACACGCUGUCUGGGCACGCUGGUCUCCACCUCUUGAACGUUCACGAAUGGCAUCCAUUGCCUUUGCCGGAAACUACGCUGGUACCGUUGUGGCGAUGCCCUCAUCGGGUUUACUAGCUUCGGCUUACGGCUGGGAGAGUGUCUUCUAUGUGUUUGGUGCCAUUGGUUUGGUGUGGUUUAUUGUAUGGAUGUUGAUGGUGCGUUCGGGUCCUGAUCGCGAUCGUUUCUGUUCGGACGAUGAACGUGAAUACAUACAGAGGAAGAUUGGUUAUAAUGGAAGUCAGAAUAUUAAACAUCCUUGGCGAGCGAUAUUUACAUCUAAACCAUUUUAUGCAAUCGUGGCGUCACAUUUCUCAGAAAACUGGGGUUUCUAUACGCUGCUGACGCAAUUGCCAACAUUUUUGAAAGAUACAUUGAACUUUAAUUUGGACAAGACUGGUUUUCUAUCUGCUGUCCCAUAUCUUGCCAUGGGUAUUCUGCUCGGUAUCUCAGGUUAUUUGGCUGACUGGUUGCAGGUGAAGAAAAUAUUGACCACAACACAGGUUCGUCGCUACUUCAAUUGCGGCGCUUUCCUCGCACAAACUACCUUCAUGAUUCUGACUGCUUAUUUGUUGGAUCCAGCGUGGUCGGUGGUUUGCAUUACUAUCGCCGUUGGAUUGGGUGCCUUCGCGUGGUCUGGUUUUGCCGUCAACCACCUUGAUGUAGCGCCCCAACAUGCCAGCGUUUUAAUGGGCAUUGGCAACACAUUUGCCACGAUCCCCGGUAUCGUCAGUCCCAUGCUGACUGGUUACUUAGUUACGAAUCAAACUUCUGACGAGUGGCAAGCGGUGUUCUUCAUUUCUGCUGGCAUAUAUCUUAUCGGCUGUCUCAUCUAUUGGUUCUGGGCAUCUGGUGAGCUGCAAGAGUGGGCCAAAUCGCCAGAGCAAAAGGCCGCUGAAGCCGAGCAGAGACAAAGCGCAUUAACGGUAAAUGGCGCCGCAAAGGAAGGCUAUGUCAACGCUGCCGCCGAUCUGAAAGAACAGUGAAGUGAUGAAAUUAGUCUGAGAACGGGGCUUACAGGGGAAAUAAGCAUAGAGUUGUAUGUAAAUAUAAAUGUACAUAUAUUCAUACAAAUUCAUGAGGAAAAGUUGUGAUACAAUGCAUUGACAGCGUGAAAGUGCUUAACGAACAUUUCCUAAUAAUUUUUCGUGAUGAGUUAACAUUUAGAAAAAAGUUAUUGUAGUUUUACUGUUAGUUAAGUACAAUGUUUACAUACAUAGGUGAACAAUUAAAAU